CGGAAGUGGUUUUAUUGUUUCGUUCUGUUUCUAAGCCUUUUUAUUUUCGUUUUUUUUUCAUAUGUUGUUCUUCAAGUAUGUUUUUAAUGGUAAGAUAACCCUGUUGUUCUUCAAGUAUGCUUUUAUUAGUCGGUAUGAUAACCCUGUAUCAGCUGUUGGUCUUUUGUCUUUUUUAAACGCGAACGACCUUAACAUUCCGCAGACUGACGGUCUAGAACCUCUUGCCAAACGUGACAACCUUGGCCUUGACAGGGUUAUGCCCCAGACGGGAAGAGCCGCUUCAUCAGAAUGCAGCUGCCGGCCCUCCUGUGCUGCACCCUGGCGACCGCCACCGCAACCAUUGUACUUACGCGCGCUGUGGUUCCAGACCGCGUGAUCCGCCUCCGGAGCCUCGACUGCGCGUCUGACCUCGGCGAAAGGGGCGUGUGCAUGUUCGCGUGGCACUGCAGUACCUCUGGUGGCACUCACCUGGCGACGUGCAUUGACGGAUUUUUCUUUGGUUCCUGUUGCCGUCUGCCGUCCGAAAACGCGAUAGAGGAACCUGGCACCAACAAGACACAGCCAAGCGUGACCUCAGACCCUCUCGUGACCCCUGGUGCCAGUGCCGCGUCGACGACUCCAACGACUCCUUAUCCGAAGACCAAACCGCUGUUGAAGGAAUCCCAUUCAACGUUGCCUGCUGCAAGUCCCAACAUCCAAAAGGUUUCUGCAACGACGUUCCCGACCCCAGAGGCUUCCGCGACGACCCUUCAAGAAUCAGCCAAGACGACCCUAUCCAUCAGAGAGUCCACGACGAUACGGCCGACCCAGGAACUUGCCACAACGACCCUCGCUACCCAAGAGUCCAUCGAGACGACGACGACAGAAUGCGCAACGACCAGCCCAACGCAGGGAGUUUCCCUGACGACCCUCCCGAGUCAGGAGUCCUUCACGACGUCUCUCACGACCCAGGAGUCCUUCACGACGUCUCUCACGACCCAGGAGUCCUUCACGACGUCUCUCACGACCCAGGAGUCCUUCACGACGGCCGCCCCAACUGAGCUUCCGGCAACUGACUCGUCUUAUGAGGCGUCCACCGAUGGCGGGGCUUCUGUCGACCAGGAACCCACAGAGGAGAAUCUUCAAGUGAUGGGCGAGGGUCAGCAGCAGCCCACAGAAGGGACUCAGUCAGAAACCGCAGAAAAGGAUCAGCAGACCAACAGACAAGACAGAAGCCACAGAACAGGGUCAGCAGGAGACCACAGACAAGCCAGAAUCCACAGAAGAGGGUCAGCAGGAGACCACAGAAGAGACUCAACAAGAAACCCCAGAACAGGGUCAGCAGGAGACAGCAGGAGAAAUCGAAAAAGAAGUCACAGGGGAAACUCAACAAGAACAGGAAGCUGCUGAGAUGGUCGAACAAGAACUCCUAAAAAAUCUCAGCAACGCGCAUCACG
Messenger RNA from Penaeus vannamei (Pacific white shrimp), 1436 nucleotides. NCBI's taxonomy places the organism in Eukaryota, Metazoa, Arthropoda, Malacostraca, Decapoda, Penaeidae. The record is from RefSeq and is a predicted model, not a curated record.